Penicillium angulare is the source of this 1782-nucleotide messenger RNA. Its product is annotated as POT family-domain-containing protein. Gene Ontology annotation, biological process: transmembrane transport. Gene Ontology annotation, molecular function: tripeptide transmembrane transporter activity; dipeptide transmembrane transporter activity. Bases 1 to 1782 code for a protein of 593 amino acids. The transcript has 7 exons. The record is from RefSeq and is a predicted model, not a curated record. NCBI's taxonomy places the organism in Eukaryota, Fungi, Ascomycota, Eurotiomycetes, Eurotiales, Aspergillaceae. Gene Ontology annotation, cellular component: plasma membrane; fungal-type vacuole.
AUGUCGGGUCCUACACCCAGUAUGAAUGGUUCUGCAGUAGAUCCCGCAGAACCUCAUCAGCAUUCCAGGUUGGUUCCACUGUCUCCGGGUUCUAAUACGGGCCACAAUACUGAUAACGAUGCCUCUUCUUCUUUGGCAAAAAUAGACCAGGAUCUGAGCCUUAUUGAGAACCAUCAAGACAAAGUCCAAAUAUCCCAAAAUGCCAUUGGUCAGGCAAAUCUUUCUGAUACAGAUGAUCGACCGAUUGCCACCCCAGACGAAAUACGGGAUCUGCUUCACGUCGUCGACGACAUUCCUGUAUUGCUUUGGGUAGCUGCCCUUGCAGGUAUUCUGGAGCGAUUUGUCUGGUAUGGUGCUACGGCUCCACUUCAGAACUACUUGCAAAAUGCGCCCGGUGGAGGGCUUCCUGGUGCGCUGGGACUGGGACAGGCGGCUGCAACCAAUAUUGUGAACGCGCUGAUGAUAGGAUCCUACAUUACACCUGUUCCUGCUGCUGUUCUUGCUGACUCGUGGCUCGGUCGCUACAAGACAAUGAUCUACUCGGCUAUUAUCGAGGCUAUCGGCGCGACAAUUCUAUUUGCGACUUCGUUACCUAUUGCGAUUCGGGAGGGGGCUGCUCUCGCUGGAGUCAUCGUCGCCUGUAUCUUGCUGGCUGUGGGAUCGGGGGGAUUCAAAACCUCUGUGGUUCCAUUUCUUGCGGACCAAUACACAGCCACCGAGUUCCGGAUCAAGAUCAAAAGUGAUGGGCAAAAGGUUGUUGUCAGUCGAGAACUGACUAUUACCUAUAUCUACAAUGUAUUCUACUGGGGUGUGAAUAUAAUUUGCUUCGCGGCCGACAUGACUCCUUUGCUCGAGCGAUAUGUUGACUUUUGGCUCGCCUAUCUAAUUCCAUGCUGUGCUAUGUGGCUGGCAUUGAUCCCGAUUUUCGUCAGUGCCAAACAUUUUUUUCGAGCACCACCGACAAGUAACAUCAUGCCGCAGGUCGCGUCAGCACUCAGACUUGGAAUUGCGGGAGGGUUCAAAAUGGAUUCCGCCAAACCCGAGGCUCAGAUCCAACGUGGCCGACAGGUCCCAUGGGAAGAGUCUUUCAUUGAAGAUAUCAAGCGCAGUCUAUUGACAUGCCGUGUAUUACUCCUCUUCCCUAUCCACUGGCUUUGCUACAACCAGACAUUCAACAAUCUUAUCUCCCAAGCUGGACAGAUGGUCACUUACGGCAUUCCAAAUGACAUGAUGAAAAUAGCCGGUCCCAUAUCUGGAAUCAUCGUCGCACCCGCUAUCCAGAAAGGUCUAUACCCAUACUUGACGAAAAAGCGCAUCACAUUCGGUCCUAUCGCGCGUAUGGUAGUCGGAUUCAUCUGCCUCACCGUCUCAAUGGUUUACAUCACUAUCGUUCAAAAGCUCAUUUAUGAGGCGGGACCGUGCUAUAAAUACCCCCUCACAUGUAGCGCUUCCGAUGAUGGCACCAUACCAAACCAGAUAUCAGUGUUCCUCCAGCUGCCAAUAUAUUUCAUUGGGGCUUUGGCGGAGGUGUUUUGUCUGACGACAGGAACUGAGUACGCGUAUAACAAUGCCCCAGACAGUAUGAAGACACUUGUUCAAGCCAUCUGGCUUUCUAUGGGUGGUAUUGGAUCUUGUCUUGCUUUGGCUUUUACACCUUUGACUGAAGAUCCUUACCUUGUUACUAUGUAUGCGAUUCUUACGGGACUUUUGGGUGGUGCGACCUUUUUGCUGUGGAUUUUGUUUCGCCGUUUGGAUGUUUCAAAGACCGAGGAAAGUGUCUAG